AGUGGCUUGUGCUAGUCCCGAUUGGUGUGGCUUGCAAUGGGCCACAUUACUACGCGCAGGCCUGAGGCCCCAUUGUUCGUGUGCGAGUUAUAAUAAGGCGGCCCUGGCGUACUAGUACGCCUUGAACCCUCACUCGUUAGGCCCAUCCCCCCUGUGUGGACGCCAUGACUCCGGCUACCAUCUUCCAAGCUUCUAGUGCCAGUGUGAAGCGGAUCACCGCACGCGUCGGGAAGAUAGCUUGGUCCCAGUUCAACCGUCACCGCCACCGACAACGGUCAAAGAUGACUAUAGAUCGUCUACCAGAUGAAAUACUGGAACAUAUCUUCGUGCUCGCUGGCGAGCUUCAUCCCUGCCGGGGUCAGAGAGAUGUCACGCACACGACUCGAUGUAUGUCCUGCUCUGCAGAACUUGUUGUCUCGACGGUGUCGCGACGGUGGCGUGCCAUAGCUCUCAAUUAUUCGCGUCUGUGGACGACCAUCCGAUUGUCCGCGUCCACGACUCCUCAAGCGCUGCAGCUCUACUUGGAUAGAUCCAGAUACCGUCCCCUUGACGUGGAGAUUGUCGUCCGAAUGUCGAAGGGUGCCACUACGGCGAGUCGACCGAUCACUCAAGGCGCGUUACGCACGCUCCUCCACACGCUCCUUCAAGCACUUCCGCGAUGGAGACAACUCCACGUCAGCACCCCGUUUCCGGACAUCUUGGACGUCGUCAUGUCUCUACUUGGGCAGAAACACCUCGGGGCACCGUCACUGGAGGUUCUGGCGAUUGAAUGCCCGUUCGAGACAGGCUUGCUCAGCGGCAACGGCAACAUGUACCCACAACCGUUCCCUGCUGGCGCCCCCCGACUGCAGCAUGUGCAAUUGCACAGGUGCAGCUUCCCUCUGCAGGACAACGAGUCGCUGUCGCGCCUGACCUCCUUUGAAGUGGCGAGCGCUCCGUGGACGUUGUCAGACUUGCACGUCUUGUCUAUUACCUCCCCACAGUUGACGCACCUCGCAGUCACGUCGAGCUAUAAGUUGGACUCGCGUGUCUCGCUCCACUUCCCGAACCUUCGCAGUCUGCGGAUAGGUGAUUACUUCCAAAACGCCACAAUCCUGGAGUUGAUGGAGGCGCCGCAGCUGGAGGUACUGCAGAUCGAGGAUAUGGAGGUGCAGUUCAACGUUACCGCAGGCUGGUACGUGGACGCGCUGAGGGGCGAUGGAUCUCAUGGCGACCAGAGCAAGUUCCCAAACUUGCGCUCUCUGCGUCUGCAGAUGCCCGGCUCGCCCGAGGACCCAUCGCCGCUAAUCGUGGGCCAACGCUUCAGUGAUUUCCUGAGGUUAUUUCCGAGCGUCGAGCAUCUGGCGUUCGUCGGCAUUCAUGUUCACCAGUUCGUCCGCGGGCUUGUCGCUCUCCACUCCCACGUCGAACCCGACGACGUCCUCUUGCCCAAGUUGACCCACCUAACCUUGGGAGGCCAGGACGAACUCAACACGCUAGGCGGAGAAUGUGGCGUCAGAUUCCUCGAGUCGGUCAUGCAGCUCGUCAAGGUCCGACGACUAGUGAAUGGUCCCCUUCGUAGAAUUCAAGUACCGGUCAACGUCCUCGCCAGAGACCGUUUUCUACUGCGGAAGUUUCUCGUGCAAAUGCGACAUGGGAGUCGCAAGGGUCUCGAACUUGAAGGAGUCCGUAUGCCAUACCCCUCGGACGUCUGGCUCGGGUACAAGUGGGGUCUUCGAAUGCUACCACAGUUGCACGGCAAGAAUACGCUCGAAGGCGCGUCUGCGCUGCUAUGAUUGCCUAUUCAAGCCUCACGGCCUCAAGGCUUCUGGUGUCUGUCCUGCGUUAUCAACGAGUUGAAGGCUCGACCCGUCAUCCCCACGCACCAACGCCACUCCGCGUUCCUUCGUUGUAAGUUACUAUAUAGCCACCACAGUGCAAAUCAUGCAUAACAUCACUAGUCACUCGUUAUCCUGUAGUUAGUUGUGAAUGCUCUGUUAUCACACCGUUAUUAUAUCAUGACAAUACUUUACUAUGUCCACCCGAUCAUGACCCUCUGCGGAAAUUUAUUGACGGAUCAUGGAUGUCGUUGCGAAUGCUCUAGGUCAAAACCAUUCGAACUAUUCAUCACACUAGUAUGCGGUACACAGUAG
Rhodofomes roseus is the source of this 2132-nucleotide messenger RNA. RefSeq lists its product as uncharacterized. Bases 165 to 1775 code for a protein of 536 amino acids. The record is from RefSeq and is a predicted model, not a curated record. Gene Ontology annotation, molecular function: protein binding. Lineage: Eukaryota; Fungi; Basidiomycota; Agaricomycetes; Polyporales; Fomitopsidaceae. The transcript is spliced from 2 exons.